Molecule: messenger RNA, 1792 nt
Organism: Aphidius gifuensis
Lineage: Eukaryota; Metazoa; Arthropoda; Insecta; Hymenoptera; Braconidae
Gene: ND-42
Product: NADH dehydrogenase [ubiquinone] 1 alpha subcomplex subunit 10, mitochondrial
Exons: 7
Coding region: 420-1664 (414 amino acids)
Biological process (GO): mitochondrial electron transport, NADH to ubiquinone
Cellular component (GO): cytoplasm
Source: RefSeq, a predicted model, not a curated record
AGUACCGUGAGUGAGUUAGAUGUCGAAGGACGGUCAGUUGUGUGUGCUCUCGCGCUUUUUUUUUUGUGGCAAAAUAUUUUUAUAAAUUUGUGAAUGUGAAAUUGUGAAUUGUAAACAAAUGUAAACUUCAAGAUGUAUUGAAGUCUUUUUCCUGCUUUUUCUGGUGAUAUGAAUUUCAAUGAGACAAAAAGACGACGAAGACGACAACAUCAAUCUUGAAUUUCCAUUUUUCAUCUUCAAGUAAAGUGAGGGUGAUGUGAAUUUGAAUAAGGAAAAUUGACGACAUCAAUCUAGGAUCAGAAUUCUAGGAUUUCAAUCAUCAACUUGAAAUUUGUGAGGGUGACGUUAAUUUAAAUGGAACAAACAGACGACCUCAAUCUAAAAUUUCCAUCAUCAACUGCCGGACAAAUAUAAUAAUCAUGGCGGUGUUAUUAAGACUUGGGCACUCAAAAUUAUCACCCUGUGGAGCCAUAACAGGAUUAUGUAAGAGUGUUAAAAAAACAAGUGUAAAUAUUAAUCAAAUUGCAUGGAUUACUGGUAAAGCAUUGAGAGAUGAUAGACCACCACGUCCAGCUCCAUUUGAUUGGAAAAAUAAAUCAUACGCUUUUUGGCAUGUAUGGACAGAUGCAAUGAUUGAAAGAAUGGAUGAUAAUUCAAAAAUUGUUAUUGUCGAAGGUUUGCCAGCUGUUGGAAAAGAAAAAUUUGCUAUGCAAUUAGCUGAUGAAUUGGAAAUGUUAUAUAUGCCAACUCCAACAUUUGAUGAUUAUCAUAUUGAUCCAACUGGUUUUGAUUAUCGUACAUUUAAUCCAAAAUUACCAGAUGAUGCAAAAUUUUAUGAUGAUAAAAUGUUUCAUGCUAAUCCAAAGGGACUUUUAUCAGCAUCAAUACAAAUGGGUUAUUAUUUUUUACGUUUUAGUGCAUAUAUUGAUGCAUUAACACAUGUUUUAUCAACUGGACAAGGUGUUGUUUUACAACGUUCACCAUGGAGUGAUGUUGUAUUUGCAAAAUCAAUGCUUACACAAGGUUAUAUGUCACCUGGUGCAUAUGAUUAUUAUAAAAGUUCAUUAGCAAAUAGUCUACAUCGUUUAUUAAGGCCACAUUUAGUUAUUUAUCUUGAUAUACCAGCUGAAAAAUCAUUGGAAAAUAUUAUGAAACGUGGUAGACCACAUGAAAAAAAUUCAAAAGGUGUUACUCUUAAUUUUCUCAAAGAUGUAGAAAAUAAUUAUAAAAAAAUACAUUUACCAACAAUUGCAUCACAUGCACAUAUGCUUAUUUAUGAUUGGAGUGAAGAGGGUGAAAUGGAUUUUGUUAUUGAUGAUAUUGAAAGUUUAAAAUUUGAAGGAUAUGGAAGAGAAGAUUCAAAAAUGGAAGAUUGGAGAUUUAGUAGUAUUGAUUGGAUGCGUGCUUACAGAGAUAUUUAUCAUAAUCAGAAGAUGGAAUUGAUGCAAACAAUGAUUAUAUCAAGGCUUGAUGUACCAGAAUUACUUAUGUCUGCUAAAAGUAUAGACAUUUUCCGUGAAUUACAAGACGAGCUAUUUGAAAAACGUCCAGGCUCUAAAUGGGCUGAUGGAUAUGAUCCAGCAACCAAUAAUAUAUGGUUCAAGACAACAUUUUCGAGAGAAAGUUAUCCAAGCCGAGCUAAACUCAUUGAAGGAUCAAAAUAAAUUUUUUUUAAUCCAUCAAUAUUAGUUUAAAAAUAACAUAUUAUAAUAAUUGUGGAAUUUUUCAUUGAAUUACUAAAUAUCAGUAGAAACAAUACUAUCGAAAUAAAAUUCAGAAAAAUAUUACACAU